Lactuca sativa (garden lettuce) is the source of this 1257-nucleotide messenger RNA. Its product is annotated as phytoene synthase 2, chloroplastic. The record is from RefSeq and is a predicted model, not a curated record. Lineage: Eukaryota; Viridiplantae; Streptophyta; Magnoliopsida; Asterales; Asteraceae. Gene Ontology annotation, molecular function: geranylgeranyl diphosphate synthase activity; squalene synthase [NAD(P)H] activity. Gene Ontology annotation, biological process: biosynthetic process.
AAAAAAUAUCGAUCUUUUGAAAAGACAUUGAGACUUUCAAAUGUCGUCUGCGGUUUGCACUGUAGGAUCAGUUAUCAACAAUGCCCGAAACUUGAAUCGAGAGUUCACGAUAACAGCUAGGGUUGUAGCACCGAAGAGACCAACUUUGCCUGAAUUAUCGUUGAAAGGCAUUCCUCACACUGAUCUUCAUGUCCGAGAGAUCGUUCAAAGACAGUUGUACACACGACACAGCGAUCAUAAUCUUUGCAGAAAACCCGAGUUCAAUCCUGAGUUUCUUGAAGAUGCCUAUGAUCGGUGUAGAGAUAUAUGUGCUGAAUAUGCCAAGACUUUCUAUCUAGGAACCAGACUUAUGACUGAAGAAAGACAGAAAGCAGUAUGGGCUAUAUAUGUUUGGUGCAGGAGAACAGAUGAACUCGUUGAUGGCCCUAACGCCACACACAUGAGUGCUACUGUUCUUGACAGAUGGGAAGAGAGACUUGAAGAUCUCUUUAAUGGCCGACCCUUUGACAUGCUUGAUGCUGCCCUCACAGACACCGUUCAAAAGUUCCCACUAGACAUCAAGCCGUUCAGAGAUAUGAUCGAGGGAAUGAGGAUGGACACCAAGAAAAGUCGCUAUGAAAAUUAUCAAGAACUUUACCUAUAUUGCUACUAUGUUGCUGGAACAGUUGCUCUGAUGACUGUUCCUGUCAUGGGUAUCUCUCCGGAAUCAUCAUCACAUGCAUCAAGCAUCUAUAAUUCUGCUCUCAGUCUUGGCAUCGGAAAUCAGCUCACGAAUAUCCUUAGAGAUGUAGGAGAAGAUGCAUUAAGAGGUAGAGUGUAUCUUCCUCAAGAUGAGCUAGCCCAAUAUGGGCUAUGUGAUGACGAUGUUUACUCAAGAAGAGUGACUGAUAACUGGAGAGAAUUCAUGAAAGGGCAGAUUAAUCGGGCUAGGUUUUACUUCAACCAAGCCGAAGAAGGAGCUUCCAAGCUUGACAAAGAUAGCCGAUGGCCGGUGUGGUCAUCGUUGUUGUUGUAUCGAACUAUCUUGGAUGCUAUUGAGGAGAAUGAUUAUGAUAACUUGACAAAAAGAGCUUAUGUCGGUAGGACUAAGAAACUUCUCAUGUUACCUUUAUCGUACACAAGAUCUGUAUCAAUGCCCGGCUUCGCCUUCCAUUAGAUUUUAGGGUUGUACAUUCGUGUCAAUGGGAUAUAGAUACAUGUCUUUCCAGUUAUACUGUUUGAGCAUAAACUGUAUAUUUGGUCACAAGGAUCUUAAUU